UCCAUCCAUUCGUUGUUGUUGUUAGAGCGGUGAUGGAGAAGCAGAGGGACCGCUACCGGUGCUAGCUAGCUAGCAACGAUUCAAGCCAAGCUAAUAAACAGACACAUAGAGAAAGAGGGGAAGAAAACAAACGGACCGGAGGGAGAGAAAUGGAAACGGUUGAGCAGCUCGUCUCUUUCCACCACAUUCAGGUCCAGUUGAGCGGGGGCGCGCCUUGGGGGUUCACGCUGAAAGGAGGGCUUGAGCACGGAGAGCCACUCAUCAUCACUAAAAUCGAGGAUGGAGGGAAGGCCGCCCUGUGCAAGAAGCUGAAAACCGGCGACGAGCUCAUUAACAUAAAUGGAUCCGCCCUCUACGGCAGCAGACAGGAAGCCCUCAUCCUCAUUAAGGGAUCGUACCGGAUGCUGAAGCUCGCGGUCAGGAGGCGCAGCGUUCCUCCCAUCAGGCCUCACUCCUGGCACCUGGCAAAGCUAUCGGAGCAGCCCUCCCUCCCUCCCUCCCCUCCUCCGUCUCUCCUCCCCCCUGCCAUGCAGCUCCACCCCGGCCAGUACACACUACCCUGGCACACAACUGACAACAGUGACUUAUCCUUGCAGUGGGGUCAGCUGUCCAGACCUUACUCCUCCACAGACCGAAGCAGUUCCCUGGGCUCCAUGGAGAGCUUGGACACACCGACACCGACCACACAGCAGUACUCUGACUCCCAGAAUUCCCCCGUUGACCCCACCCUUUUCAACAACAACAGAGACUCUGCCUACAGCUCGUUCUCCGCCAGCUCGAACACAUCCGACUACGCGACAGUGCCACUGAGGCGCGGUGACGCCUGCUCCAUGGACAACCUCCUCCAGAGCCUGGGGCCGGCUUGUCGAGGCUACCCUGGUGGUGAUACCUCAGUCCUGCGGCGUUCAUAUGGCGAGGCCCCAGAUGAGAUGCAGCUUAUUGUACUCAAGUCCAGGUCGCUGACCAGGCCAAGACCAAUGCAUGUUGAGGUAAAAGAAAGGCCUUCCUCCUGCUGUUAUGAGGAGGAGCGGAGGGGAGGAGACUUUGAGAUCGUAAGAAAUGAAGAAAGAGGAGCUGAGAGAAAGAUGAACCCUCCUCAGCCUCCAACCAGGAAGGACAGUUUUAGGGCAACCCGGAGUCGCCCCAAUGCCGCCAACAAACGCUGCGUCUCCGCUCCCACUGAAAUUUCCAGCGUUUCUUUUUACCAUGACGAAAACAGGUCUUCUUUGAAUGUUGAAUCAGGAAUUCAUAAUGGCUUCGCUGCACCAGAAGAAGGUGACAAAACUGUGAAUUUCAAAGAGGAUACCUUAGACUCGCACUAUAUCCAAAGACAGACUGAAGACAUUAGACAUAUCAGAUGUGAUACGAGCGCAAAUAAAGACUGCAAUUCAGAGACCACUUCAGACCACCUCUCUGAUCCAGCGACAGCCUCCCUAGUCCCCAUCACCUCCUCUAGUCCUUGCUCCUUACCUGCGGAGUCCUCCGUGGAGGUUCAAGAGGAGUCUCGCGUGACUCACUCGCAGAACAAGCACUCCUCCACGGGGCUUCACCGCCACAGCGCCCCAGAUAAGCUCCUCGCUACACAACUUCAGUUAUUGCAGUUUAACAGCGAUGGCUCUUCAUUGGAGCCUCACAAUCCGUCAGACACUUCUGAUCCCUCCUUGUCCUCCUGUAGCAGCCAGUGGUCCCAUUCAUCACUCCAGCCCACGAGGGAAGACCAAGAAGCUUCUCACAACCACCUCCACGCGCCAUCAAACAAAUGGGGAGGCAGCCGUUGCUCGACCCCAGGGUCCGUGUUCUUGGACGGGGAUGAGGAUGACGGAAAUGCAAUUGAUAGGCUGAAAGGGAUGGGUGUAAAUGGAGGGUCCCUUCCGCCAAUGGAGCAUCACCACCCUUGGGGACGCUCUGUAAGCGUACCGGGGGACCCCGCUGGAUCGUCAACCCAGGGAAGGUUGAGCUCUGACCAGAUAACAGAGAGAGAUUUUGAGCCUCUUAGUGCUGCUGCCAGUAUGGACACCUUACUGGAGGAGCAGAGAGCAGUGGAUGGAGGAGGAAGUGGGGGUAAAAGCGAGGCGGGUGCGGCAGGAGAGACAGACAUGAAGAGGACAAACGCGUCCAGGAACCAUCGUCGGAACCGUCGUCGCAGCGAACGAUUUGCUACCAACCUGCGCAAUGAGAUCCAGAGGAAAAAGGCCCAGCUCCAGAGGAGCCGUGGCCCAGGAGGGUUGCUCUGUAGUGGGGAAACUGUCCAUGAGGAAGAGGGUCCAGACCUCAAUGAGGAGGGGGCAGACCCAGACCCGCCUGCCCCGGAGAGGAGUACCAAAGUUAACUCGCACGUCAGUCCCCAAGAUGCCGGCACCGCAGCACAAGUCGAGAGAGCAACCGUCUCUAGUGAAUCAAACCAUGAUGUCUUGCAGACUCGGUCAACAACCUAUACUCAAAACAACAACCUGUCCAGGUCUGUCCAGAUUCUGGACCCUGGAGUGCCUAAUUUUGGUGUCAGUGUCCGAGUCGUGGAGGAACCAGCCCCUGCUGGCAAAGCCCGCCGCUGGCGUUGGACCCCAGAGCAUAAACUCCAACCCGAACCACAACGCCGGUGUGGAGUGUUGGGUGAGAAGGUGUUGGGAGUCACAGGGUCCCGGCAUGGGGUUUGUGUCUUCACCUCCUCAUCCAAGUCCUCAUACAGCCGCUCCUCUUCCUGUUCACGGAUGGAUGAGUCAGAUAUCCUCCCGUUUGCCGAUAGAAUGAAGUUUUUCGAGGAGACGAGCAAGGGUAUGUCUGGGCCAAAUGCUCUGAAUCUGUCGAGUCGCAGGCAGAAGAAACCUUCCCACCAUCCGGAGCUCCAGGGAGGAGAGCUCUGUCAGCACUCAACCCAAAGAAGAUACUCCUACCAGGGAGGACUUCAGCAGGAAAGCGCCCUGCUUCCAAACACUGUGGAAGCCAGGAGGCUGUCUGUGAGUACCAGCAGGGAGAGGCAAAAGGAGAAGGAGAGGGAACAAGUGAGAGAGAGGGAGGAGAGGGCAAGGGAACGCGAGAGGGAAGAGAGGCUGAGAGAAAGGGAGAGGCAGCAGGAGAGGGAAUUAGAAAUGGAGAGGUCGAGGCUGAGGGAGAUGCAGCGGGAGAGGGAACGAGAGGAGCGGGUGAGACAGUGGGAAAGGGAAAGAGAGAGGGAGCUUGAGUUGGAGAGAGAAAAAGAGAUGGAGAGGGCCAGAGAGAAAGAGCUCGAGAGAGGAAGAGAGAAGGAAAGGGAAGAAGAUGCUCAGCUCACCUCACAUCAGGAGUUAUAUGGCAUCAUAGAAAGAAAUCCUGACUUCCAACACAACUUUCAGCCAAAGACUCAGGCGCUCUCCAAUAGCCAAACCCAGAAUCAGGUCCCGCGAUCGGCCUUCUAUCCUGUCAAUACCCCUUCCCAGCCCAUGGAGAACCAGCAACCUCUUCAACAGGGAUACACAGCGAGGAGCUACACACCUACAGAGACGUAUCCUGCCCGGCAACAGGAAACGACCAAGCUCAACAGGAAGUACAGCCUGACCGAGAGGGACUACUCGAGCUGGAGACGGGAGUCCAGGCCUCCAGAGAGCAGUGAUCAGUAUCCUCAGCACCAUCAGGGUCGACGGGGCCACAGACAGGCUGACGGCGGCAAUGAUUAUCGCAACGGGUGCGCGUUCGCUCCCCCGCCGGCUCCUCUCUCGCUCCGAGGACGCGCCAUGUCCGAAAACGACCUCCGCUUCGACAGCAGCCACCGCUGGUCGCCGUCGAUUUCGGCGACGACCAGCCAGACCCUGAGCGAGGUGGAGGAGUGGGCAGGCGGCGUCAGGGGAGGAGAAGCCGCCGACACCGCCCGGCCAAACAGGAAGAAGACGCCACCUCCACCGAGGCCGCCGCCCCCAAAGUGGGAGCAGUUUCACCGCAGGCGCGCGUCUCACCACACCCUGUUCUCUUCCUCCUCUUCUCCUCCUCACUCCGUCCCUCCCUCCUGUGACGCCGCGGAGGGACACUGUUCGACUAACUCCUCUUCGUGCGUCCCUCCACUCGACACGUCCAGACAGAGGUCCUACAGUCUUCCUCCAGAGAGGCAGGAAGUGUCGGAGGGCUGCCCGCGAUGCAGCCGCAGCCAGACCCAGGAGCACAGAUACCCUCACGCCUCGUCCAAUCAGAAUCCACCACAGAUGCAGGAACACCCCUUCUCCCACGCUCCAUCCAAUCAGAAUCAGGUUCCGUUUCAGGAUCGGUCCUUCGCUGUUACUCCGCCAAGCCCCAUGUUCUCCAGGAGGGCCUUCAGACCAGUGGCUCCGCCCCAGAAAGAGAGGGAUGUGAGGGGCACGUAUGGACAGCAGGAGAGGGUGGAGGUUUUAUCAACUUAUCCUCCACCUCCACCGCCACCUACAGAGAACAGCACGAGCAGUUUAUCUGAGAUGAUCGUCAACUCCGACCAGGGCAGAGUAACGGUGAAACCUCACAAACAGCAGUCCCACGUGAGACCAGGAGCCGAGUGGGAGCGAGCCCCAUCUCCCAGAGUUCAUAGCGACUCAACACAUCCACCUGUCUUAGAAAACGGAGGCGUUGGCAGGGUUGUACCUCCUGAGUCCUACUUCUCCGUAGACUACGAGCAGCAGCUUCGUAUGAGCAGAGGCUUUCAGAGCAUCGAGCCCCCGAAGAUCCCCGAACCAGGAACCGAAUCCGAGACGACCCUCAGCCCGAGUCCUGCGCACAGCCUGGACGCAGACCUGGACAUCCCCAUGGAAACGGACAUCGAUGACUUCCAGGAGGAUGACGGGCUUCCAGCGGCGGACGAGCCGAUCACCAGCGAGCACCCUUGCUUCGCGCUGCCAGUUACGGUCCUGGAGACGGACAUCGACACCUUAGCGGACUCUACCGAGGCCUCGCCGUCGGGCAGGACAAGGGCGGAGAGCGGCUCCGUGGAGGAGGAGCUGGAGGCCGGGGAGAGCAGCAGAGAGCAGCUGAGCCUGGAAGAGCUCUUCCCCCCCAGCAGUGAGGGAGAGUCAGGCAGGGAGAGCUGGAGAGGGGCAUACCAAACCACAGAGCACAACACCGACAGCUUGGAUAGGCGCUCCGGUGCAAGCUCCAGCUGUUCGUCCUAUUACAGCACGUCAACAGCCAAGGCACAGCUGCUGUCGCAGAUGAAGGACUUCACUGAUAACCGAGAGAGAGACGAGGACGACGAGCUGACCUACAAGAAACAGCUGAUGGAGAGCCUCCGCAAGAAGCUGGGAGUGCUGAGAGAAGCUCAGAGGGGACUGCAGGAGGACAUCCGAGCCAACGCACAGCUGGGAGAGGAGGUGGAGAGCAUGGUGGUGGCGGUGUGUAAGCCCAACGAGGUGGACAAGUUCCGCAUGUUCAUCGGCGACCUGGACAAGGUGGUGAGCCUGCUGCUGUCGCUGUCCGGCCGGCUGCUGAGAGUGGAGACCACGCUGGAGACCCUGGACCCCGAGACGGAGCACCACGAGAGGCUCCCCCUGCUGGAGAAGAAGCGUCAGCUCCUGAGGCAGCUGUCUGAGGCUCAGGACCUGAAGGACCACGUCGACCGCCGAGAGCAGGCCGUCAGCCGGGUGCUGGCCCGCUGCCUCUCCCCCGAGCAGCACAGAGACUACAGCCACUUUGUGAAGAUGAAGGCGGCGCUGCUGGUGGAGCAGAGGCAGCUGGAGGACAAGACCCGGCUGGGAGAGGAGCAGCUGAGGGGGCUGAGGGAGAGCCUGGGGCUGGGGCUGGGGAUCGGAAUGGGUAUGUCGAUGGGAUACGGACAUUAUUGAGAAAAAAAAAAAAAAAAAAACCUAAAGAGAUGAAGAAGCAGGGGCUUGUAGUCACACUAAGUCAGUUUCAAGACAACAAGUGAAGGAGCAAAGAGGAUGGAGACCCGUUUAGCAAACACUGCUUUACAGAGUCUCUUAAAGGAAUAGUUUGACAUUUUGGGAAGUAUACUUCUUCACUUUCCUGCCAUGCGUUAUGCGAAAAGAUCGACACCACUCUCAUGUCUGCCAGCAGCAUCCGAAAAUCCCCGUUAUGUACACGUUACUCCAUGUUUUACGGGCCAGACUAAUUCUUAGCCCGGGUGCUAAGCUUCAUAUUAGCUUCAUAUUUAGCAAUCCAAAAAAUUUCAAACUUUUGCUUUAAGGAUUAGGAGACAUGUCGAUUUCCGAAGUUGAAGGACCAAACCAACAGCUAUAGCGGCUAAAAACACCCCUGAAAGUUUUUCGGUAACACCCAAUGCUGGCCCAGACCAAAACAGGAGGCCUGAGUCCGGGGGUGUCAACAAGAGAAAAGAUUGGACUUUAGUGCUACAGCCCAGGAAGAAACGAAGAAGAAGAAGAAGAAAGUUGAGCAUAGACUCACAGAAACAAUUAACUAGAGACGUCCGACAUUUUAAAAUGCAACAAAUACACCAGAAACAUAAGGACAACUCGUCCCCAGAACUGUGAUUAGAGAGCCGAGGGCAUGUUUGAUGGUUAGAAAAAGAGGAUUAAUGGAUUUGGACACUGAGACACAAGUUUGUGAACAUAGACGGCAAAGAAAAGGAUGUUUUUCACUUAUAUAAUAAAAAAAGAAAAAAAAAAAGAAAAAAGUAUACCCUCUGCUUCACAUGAAGUGCCUGAAACACUUAUGACACUACUCUUCUUCUAACACUACGUUGCCAAAGACAUUUUCUCCUGAUGAAUGUGUCGCUGACACGCUGCUUUUUGUCGUUGUUGUUGUGUUUUCUUUUGUAUUUAAAUCUCCUGGUUCAGAGAAUCGAGACUUUUUUUUUGUUUUUUGGGUGCUUUCACACUAAGAAACUGUGUUUCCAUUAACGACACUAAAGUCAAUAUUGUGAGAUUCAGCAUUAUUAACUGUAAUCUCGUUUUGUAUUCACCUUUGUUCGCUGGCAAUACAUAUACUGUAUUAUCUACCAUACUCGAUAUAUCACUUUGUAUUCCCAUUACUGUAACGUGUGUUACUGCGUGGGGUUUGACACUCCACCGACGCGUUAUACUGUCACUAAGUAGCUGUUAUGUACAGAAGACUUGUGUUUAUAAUGUAUACGAUGUGUGUGUAUAUAGUGAUUUUGUUUUGGAAUGACUGGAAUCGGUUGUAAAAAAAAAAAAAAAAGGUUGUAAAAGAGAACGAGAAAACCGGGAAGAGUCGACGUUUACUGUAUAUUUUGACGGGGGAAAGUUUGGUUUGUCUCAAAACAAAGAGUUCCAGUUUUUUGUCGUUAGCUUGUGAAGUUUUUUUUGCCCCUAACUCGUCCGCCAGUCCCAGUUGACAUUUCAUUCAUACAUUUAAUAUUUACUGGAGACUGUGGUUUAAAAGAACGCUUACUGACAUUUUUUUUUUUUUUGUUGAGAGUUAGAUGAAACGAUUAAUACCACUCUCAUGUUUAUACGGUAUAUGGCUACAGCCAGCUGCCUGUUAGCGUAGCUUAGCAUAAAGACUGGAAACGGCUAGCUUGGCGCUGUCCAAAGGUAACAAAAUCUGGCUAACAGCACCUCUGAAGCUCAUUGUUCAACACGCUAUAUAAACAAACGAGAUAUAAUGUGGUGAUUAGGGAGCUUUAGAGGUGAUGGUACGUGUAGGCUAGCUGUUUCCCUCGGUUUCCAGUCUUUAUGCUAAGCUAAGCUGAACGGCUGCUGGAUUUACGUUCAAUUUGAACUCGCAUAGAUAUGAGAGUAGUGUUUCGAGUGGUGCUUCUCAUCUAAAUCUGAAAAAUGAGCCUGGCAAAACUUUUUUUAAUUUUCACCUGGCAAAAACCCUUUUUCACCUAUUCUAAAGUCAUAAAACACAGGAGAGAAAACAAUUUAAAUCAGAUUUAAAUGGAUCACCUGAAAUUUUAUUUUUUUUCUCACCGGCCUCUUAGGGCUUCCGUACGAAACGCAUAGAAAAACUCAAUCUUGUUUUCUCAAUUUGUGAAUUCAAUUUGUGCUUUAACCUGCCUUGACUUAUUGUGAUUUGUGACGUUGCCAAAGACGGUCUCCCGAGCUUUAACCGGUAACCUAAACCUUGGACAGGACAAGUUUCAGAACAGCCUGUCUGAGUAAAUCAAACAAAGAAAAAAUAAAAAACAAAUUAAAUAAAACUGCAGCUCAAAAAGAGAUGGGAGGGAUUUGGGAAGAGGGAAUGUGUAUAUUUUGGCUGUUCAAAGAUGGCCUUGCUGUGGCCCGGUUAACUCAGCUGGUAGAGCGGGCGCACAUAUGCAGAGGUUUAUUCCUCGACGCAGAAGGCCCAGGGCUCGAGUCCAACCUGUGACGGUUUUCCUGCAGGUCUCCCCCCUCCCCCCCCCCCACUCUCUGUCCCCUUUCAUAUCUCAGCCUUCCUAUCAAAGGCAGAAAUGCCCCAAAAAUUAAAAAUAAAAGGUGGCCUUGCUGAACACUUAAUCAUUUUCUACUUUAUCAGUUUCACUGGUUGAUCAAGCAAAUCUGCAGCUUGAAGUCUAUUAAAAGUUACUUUUACACUUGGUAUUUUCCUCUUUUCCGUGGUUUGUUCUCAGAUGAUUCCUGCUGUUUUAAUACCAAACAACCCUGAGCUUUCGUAUACACAUAUUUACUUGUUGAUUGUACAUAUUUUGUGUAUUCUUGUACUAUAACAGCCAUUUUCUAAACCGACUGGAAACGUAUUGACUUGACCAGAGAGGAACGAGCGUUGCUUGUUGAGAGUAUAUUUCUUCUAUUCAUGUAAUUUUUUUGUUGUUGUUGUUGUUGUUGUUGUAAUAUGCAUUACAAAUUGUGUAACUGCAAAAACACUCACUCGAGGAGAAAAAAGUACCAUAAAUAAUAAUAAUAGUAUUUUAAACUAG
Perca fluviatilis (European perch) is the source of this 8788-nucleotide messenger RNA. It is a transcript of the gene shroom4, whose product is annotated as shroom family member 4. Gene Ontology annotation, biological process: actin filament organization. The transcript has 13 exons. Gene Ontology annotation, molecular function: actin filament binding. Gene Ontology annotation, cellular component: apical junction complex; apical plasma membrane; adherens junction. Lineage: Eukaryota; Metazoa; Chordata; Actinopteri; Perciformes; Percidae. The coding region runs from base 150 to 5771 and encodes 1873 amino acids. The record is from RefSeq and is a predicted model, not a curated record.